AUCUCCUAAUUAUGCUGCCAAAACAAGGCCCGGAAGGUCAAAGUUCAAACAGCAUCGCCGAGGAAUAUUAAUAUGCUAAUAAGGCCGGAUAUAGAGGACGACGUCGUACGCUGUGGCACAUAUGUUUCUGCUGGUACGUACGUACUUUAAAAAAAACGGAAGCAAACCCAGUCUGCAUUUACGAAAUAGCAUAAAACAAUGAAGAGCUCUCUGCUAAAGCUUCUCACAUUACUACUAGUAAUAGUAGUAGUUGCAGCCGCCGGCAGUCGGGUUAAAGAAACUUCGUCGUCGACGUCGGGGCCAUACUGCCUCAACACGGGCUCUUCGGCGGACUACGAGGCGCAUAAGGCGCACGUUCUUGACGAGCUGGCCAACGUGACGCCGACGAUGGAAGGAUAUAGCUACUCCACCUCGUUUCCUCCGGCCGGUUCCGCGGCUGCUCAAGAUGUCGUCUACGGCUCGGCCAGUUGCACUCCGGACGUCGGAGUUACUGAAUGUGUUAGCUGUCUGAUCGAGGCUAAACUUUCGCUGGCCCAGAGUUGUGCUUACGAUUUUUACGGGCUGGUGAUACUUCCUCUCUGCCGCAUGAGCUUUUCCCCUGUGGCCGAGUAGUGGCCGGCCGGCCGGCUGGCUGUUGGCUCCUACUUUGUUAUGGGAGAGCUAGUAGUGUUAUUCAGCUUGGAUGCAAGCUGAUUGUAUACCUCUACAAUAAAUAACAAUAAUAUGCACCGUCUUGAUGUUUAAAAUUUUGUUCUUCUCUUAUAAUUGUUGUUGAGUAGUCGAAUUUCUCACAUUUGUUUUAGGGUAUGAAACAUGUAUAACAUUCAGUUUUAAAUUUUAAAAAAGACAAUAACUAGCGGUCAGUAAAACACAUAUGUUACUAAUUAAUCCCACGCAACUGCCGGUAGCCUUCUCUCUGAAGUUCGGGUCCUUCGAGCCUCCUUACAAUGUUCAUCGUUCUACUUCGUCCUGCGUAAGUAUAAUAGGACUGUCCAUCUCGUUGUGAAACAAGCCCUCUCUUCGUUAGAUCGUCGGUAGGUCGACCAACGGCUCUUCCUUAAUUCUACUUUGUAAGUUUGACCCUGCAAAAGGUCCACUUAUUUUGUCGUAUCAGCUGUAUUCUCACUUGCAUAUAUUUGGCAAAAAAAAAACAAUUAAACCUUAACUUGCUCACUAAAAUGAGUAUUACAAGCUCUCACUAAAACACAUAUGCAUUUAUUCCAAUAUUUAGCUAAAAAAUGAUGAUAAAGUCUAUCUAUAAGAAUAAUAGAAGAGGAGAUCAUAUGCAAAAUGGAACUCUCUUGAUAGAAAAGCGAAAAAGAGAUGGGGCUAAGAGAUCAAAUUAGUAAAAGAACACAUUUGAG
This is a messenger RNA of Linum trigynum, 1364 nucleotides long. Lineage: Eukaryota; Viridiplantae; Streptophyta; Magnoliopsida; Malpighiales; Linaceae. The record is from the annotation of a GenBank genome assembly.